AUGUCCCAACACAAUCUCAGCAACGAUGGCCUGGUAGAUCUCGAUUAUGACUCGAGAAACUAUCUCCAGGCCCAAAGCUGGCCACUGGCCGUCGACCAGAAUAUUCCACGACAGGAUGAUGCUCGCGACAUCGCGCCUUUGCAGACAAGCGGCCAUUCCUUCGACCAGCCGAUCCAAACAGGCACCAAUUUGAUGUCCGAAUGGCAGUUUCAGCAAUCGCUUCAUACUCAAGUCCCGUAUCCGCACGUUGAGACCACUGGUCCUCAGUUCACUUCGAGUUUUGGCGUUCCCCUGCAGGCGUCUCCCGUCGACUUUCUGCCUGCCUCCCAAGCAGCAGCUUCUUUGGAUGCCGGCUCUCUGCUUGAUGGCUCGUAUCUUUCGCUGUCGGCUCCCGUCGACAUUAGCAUGCCGUUCACCUAUCCCGAGUUUCAGGAACUCAUGACCUUUCCUAGCGGGCUACCGGAUUUGACUUCAUAUGGAAGCAUUGCUCAUAACAUUCCCGAGAGCAGCUCACCCACGGACACGUAUCUCGAAGUCCGCUCCUUGACCAGUUCGAGCAGUGACAAUGGAUGGGCGACUGUCGACCAUCGUGCUAUCGAUCACUUUCACACCGAUCAUGCAUUGUUCAUUAACCCUACACAGACCUUGCACGACCGAAGCCUGUCUGAAUCCUCAUACUCGGACUUUGAGCCUAACCGCGCUUCAUGGGGCAGUUGGGUGGACGUUCAACAUCCCAUCAGCUCCCCGGGCUCUGAUCAUCUUGACUUGAUUUACAACCCUGCUGUGGACCGAAGGAUCUCGCUUGAUCACGCUUCCCAUGGAUCCGUGUCUCCAGUUGCUGUCAGCCCUGUCGCUAUUGUACGACCAAUUCCAGUACCCUCUAAGAAGGUCACUUCUCCAUCACAUUCACCAAGAUCAUCCACGUCAUCUUCCUCCUCUUCACCUUCGUCGUCUUCGCCCCCAGCCAGAAAAAACACUCGCAAGAGCCCGAUAGCCGCCAAAACUGCCGAAACAAAGGUUCGCAAGCAAUCCCAAGCAGGCAAGCCAGAGACCACCGAGAAGCGUAUUGGAAAGCGCAAGGGACCUCUUAAACCAGACCAGAGAAAGCAAGCCAGCGAGAUCCGAAAAUUGCGAGCUUGCUUACGUUGCAAAUUCCUCAAGAAGACUUGUGAUAAAGGAGAACCUUGCGCUGGAUGCCAGCCUUCACAUGCUCGUUUAUGGCAAGUUCCUUGCACCCGAAUCGAUAUCAAGGAAAUCGGCUAUUUCAUGAAGGACUGGAAGGCGGAUUACGAACGUCACGUUACCCUGGGAUUCUCUGUUGGAAAUAUCAAGGGCUUCUCUGAGCAAGAGAGAGUCCUCUUUGUCACUCACGGCUACGGCGAGAUUCUGCCCAUCAAUGCUCGUGAGGUCUUUGUUCGGGACGAAGAAUGUUUCAACAUGGACUGGUGCGAGACCGUGGAACGCGAGAUGGGCCAUUACCAAGUCUCCACUAUGAAGUUCUCGGCUGGCAUUGAAGGCAUCUCCCAUUCGAAACUAUCCGAUUAUUUAGACCGUCACAUUGACGGCAACGGGAGCUACGAGAAGUUUGUUGACGACUACUUCGACGGCACACCUUUCCUGACUCAGAUGUUGAAAACUGCAUUCCGCUACUACUUCCGUACCAAGCUGCCAGUCAUCCGCAAGGCAUUGAAGUUGAUCCUUGCCUACAACCUUACUCUCAGUGUGACGAUGGUUGAGGGUAUUGGUGAGGACGAAGACUUCUUGGGUAAGAUCGAGGGCGAGGGUUCCCGAUUCCGAGGAAAGACAAUGGCACCUGUCAUGAUCAACUUCCAGAUCAAAUGUGCCAUGGCCAACAUGUGGCGUGAGUUGCAAAAGGACGUCCUUGAGGAGCUCUCGGCUCUUUACUCUAGUGUGUAUAGUGGCGAUAGGCUUAAGAAUUGGCCCACCAUCUUCAUUUUGGCUACUAUCCUCCUUGCUGUUUGGGAGGAAAUGCAGUUUGACUGCCACUACCGUGUUCCGGACGUUUCUGCCGUUGACAAGUUCUGCCAUGACAUGGAGUCUACUCCUGUCGGCGUCAUUGUCGGCCUUUUCCAGGCUAUUUCCCAGAAAUUGCCCGCUUUCACUGAUUGGGAGACCAGCAAGCACCAUCAGUUGCUUGCCUCCAACCCUGAUGUCUGCCAGACCAUGACAGAGGUUCGACAUCAUGUUAAGCAGCACGAAUCCUACCUCCGUAACCGCUCCAACACGAAAUUCAACCGUAACGACUUCGACUGCCUGUCGAACAAAUUCCUGUCACGACUAGUUAUUCGCGCUAACUGA
Talaromyces marneffei is the source of this 2319-nucleotide messenger RNA. RefSeq lists its product as uncharacterized. Lineage: Eukaryota; Fungi; Ascomycota; Eurotiomycetes; Eurotiales; Trichocomaceae. The transcript has 4 exons. The record is from RefSeq and is a predicted model, not a curated record. Gene Ontology annotation, biological process: regulation of DNA-templated transcription. Gene Ontology annotation, molecular function: DNA-binding transcription factor activity, RNA polymerase II-specific; zinc ion binding. The coding region runs from base 1 to 2319 and encodes 772 amino acids.